AGCAGUAAUCCAUCCGGAAUGGAGGGAAAUGAAAAGUGGAAAAAGAGUGGAGGAAAUAAUUUAGUUUUCUCUGAUACAAAUAACUUCAUCUACAUGCUUCUAAUAUGAGUCGCCGCGAAAGAAAAUUUCCUGAUAAUGGCUUUGAAGCCUGGGGUGGCUAUAUGCAAGCUAAAAUUGCAAAAUUGGAAGAACAGUUUAGUGCAAAAGCUGGGAAAGAAGAAACGCUUUCCAAUAUAUUUAACGGUAUAAGUAUUUAUGUGAAUGGAUUUACAAUACCGUCAGCAGAUGAACUGAAAGUACUUAUGACUAAACAUGGCGGGAUCUAUCACACGUAUCAGAAAAGUGAUGAUUUCAUAAUAGCCUCCAACUUACCCGACACCAAAGUAAAAAAUAUGUCUCUUGUUAAAAUCGUGAAACCUGAAUGGAUAACAGAGAGCAUUGCAUCCAAUCGCUUAUUAGAUUACCGAGAUUAUUUGCUGUAUAAAAAUUCAAGAACUCAAAAACAGCUUAAUUUUAAAAAGGUAAUUAAAAAUAAUGAAUCAGACAGUGAAGUCAAAUUUUCUGUCAAUGAGAACGAAACCUGUUUAGUUGCAAAGGAAACAAAUGAGUGUGAUGUGGAUUCGAGGAUAACAGAACCUGAGCCUAUUAAAAUUAAGGAAAGUAAUUCUUUUACUAUUGACACAGCUGGUCCAUCAACUUCAAAUAUCAUAAGAGAUAUUAAAGCAGAUAAUUCAUAUGGGCAGGAUUCUAUACAAGUGAAGCAAAAUCAGGGCACCAUAACAAAAACAGCUGCAGACCCAAACUUUAUUUCAGAAUUUUAUAAUAAUUCACGGCUACAUCAUAUAUCUCAAUUGGGUGCAUGCUUUAAACAACAUGUUAAUGAUUUAAGAGAAUCCAGCAACUUCAUAUUCCCUGCGCGUGAAGAACUGAAGAGGAACAUAUUAUCAGCAAACAAUUUCAAUAAUUCAAGCCAGUUGAAGUUUGAGAAAAAUAAAGUUAUAAUGCACAUUGACAUGGAUUGCUUUUUUGUAUCUGUUGGCUUAAGGAACAGACCUGAUCUUAGAGGCAAACCUGUAGCUGUAACACAUUCCAAGGGAGGGCAGGGCAGACCAAAGAGGCCUGGUGUAGAUAGAAAUGUUGAAUUUGGUCUUUACAAACAGAAGCAAAUCAAGAAAAUAGGUAAAGCAGCUGGGAGAACUGAAGAUGAAAUUGUAUUUGAGAGUAGAGUUGAUAACAUUGCUGAUGAAGAUGAAAAAUAUGGCUCCAUGAGUGAGAUUGCAUCAUGUUCAUAUGAAGCUCGAGCAAAAGGUAUAGGUAAUGGCAUGUUUAUGGGUGCUGCAUUGCGAUUGUGUCCUGAUUUACAAACCAUACCCUAUGACUUUGAGGGCUAUAAGGAAGUUGCAUAUACUUUGUACAAUACUAUAGCCCAAUAUACUUUAGAUAUAGAGGCUGUGUCAUGUGAUGAGAUGUAUGUAGAUUGUACAGAACUAUUGGCAGAUAUGGAUAUUAGUGUGCAAAGUUUUGCAACAUUAUUAAGAGAGGAGAUAAAGCGUAAAACAGGUUGUCCAUGUUCUACAGGGUUCGGAGGUAACCGGUUACAGGCUAGAUUAGCCACAAAAAAGGCCAAACCAGAUGGACAAUAUUUCCUUACUGAAGAUCUUGUAGAAGAGUUUAUGUUUGAAAUAAAACUUAGAGAAUUACCUGGUGUUGGCAGACAGACAUCUACAAAAUUGGAAUCACUAGGUCAUGUCACUUGCGGAUCACUGCAGAGUCUAUCGUUGGCUACUUUAAAAAGUCAGCUGGGGAAUAAAACUGGUGCUCAACUAUUUGAUCAAUGUCGAGGGCGAGAUCCCAAUCCUUUAUCUUUUUAUACAGUAAGGAAAUCAGUUUCAGCUGAAGUCAACUAUGGAAUAAGAUUUGAAAAUAACAAUCAGUGUAUAGAAUUUUUAAAACAAUUGUCGGCUGAAGUACACUCAAGGAUGCAGCAGUUUAAAGUUUUAGGUAAAUGUAUUACUUUGAAACUAAUGGUCCGAGAUGAAGAAGCUCCUGUAGAAACAGCAAAAUUCCUGGGUCAUGGCUUUUGUAAUGUUUUAAAUAAAUCAACUUCACUGUCUAAUGCUACAAAUGAUCUUGAAGUUAUAACUAAAGAAGUGCUUUUAAUAUGUAAAAAGCAAAAUAUAGAUCCAAAGGAAAUGAGAGGCAUUGGAAUCCAAAUGACUAAAUUAGAGCCCAUCAAUAGUAAACCAACGAAAGGAGCAAUUAAUAAAUUUUUAUCUAGUAACAAAACUGUUAAAAAAGAGCCAGACCCUGAAAUAUUUCAUUUAAAAUCUGAACAUCCAGAAAACAGUGAUUCAAUAACAUUUCAAGCACCUGAAGGUUCUAAGAAGAAACUGAAUUCACCUGUUAAAUUCAAAAUAACUACAUCACUAAAGAAGUCACCUACACCUGCAAUAAAAUCACCUGUGAAGAAAAGAGGCAGACCUCCAAAAAGUUUAAAAUUGCCACAGUCAACUGCAAGUAUUAAAAUGAGUAAAUUUCUUCAGGGGCAGAAUGCUACCAGAGACUUACCAUACAAGAAUCCAAUGAUAAAAGAUGAUAAAACACCCAUAGAAGUAUCAAUAAAAAGGGAGAAGCCUAAAGGAUUAAUAGGUCUUCCCUGGGACAGAGUAAGAGAGAUGUUAAGAGCAUGGCUGGAAAGUGAACAGACCCCACUGCAAUGUGACAUUGAUAUGAUUGUGGCUUAUUUACAGGAAAUGGUUGUAGAUAGAAAUAUAGAGAAACUGUUUAUUUUAAUGAAUUUCCUCAGAAGAAGAACUAGAGAAUUGAGAAUUAGUGAGUGGUUGGAUGCUUAUGAUAAAAUAUGUGAACAAGUACAAAAUGCUAUGUUAACUGUGUAUGGCAAGAGGCUCUUUAUCUCUGAUUAGGCUAUUUAUCUCAUACCUGUGGAACUUCUUGUAACUAAAAUAUAGCAAGGGAUUGUGUACUUCCCAACAUUAAGAAUGUUCAAAUCGAUUGAGUGGUUUAGCAGGCCUCUCAAUGCAAACAAACUUUCAAGUAAUUCCUUUUUACAAUAUCAGAAUAGAAUAGGAUUAAAAUUAAGGAAAACGUUUUUGUUAAUAUUUGUCUGUGAUACUAUUAAAUAAAACCAUAAUUUUGAUACAA
This is a messenger RNA of Helicoverpa armigera (cotton bollworm), 3162 nucleotides long. RefSeq names its product DNA repair protein REV1 (gene Rev1). Bases 105 to 2924 code for a protein of 939 amino acids. Gene Ontology annotation, biological process: error-prone translesion synthesis; error-free translesion synthesis. Gene Ontology annotation, cellular component: nucleus. Gene Ontology annotation, molecular function: damaged DNA binding; DNA-directed DNA polymerase activity; deoxycytidyl transferase activity. The record is from RefSeq and is a predicted model, not a curated record. The transcript has a single exon. Lineage: Eukaryota; Metazoa; Arthropoda; Insecta; Lepidoptera; Noctuidae.